CAUCAGAAUCAUUUCAACUCCAUAAGAAACACCACACCACACCACACACCACAACACAAAACCAAACCAAAGACACACAUUCUCUCUGAUGCGUUUCCACAAAAGCACAACCUUUUAACUGUUUUUCCUUUUCUCCUUAUUUUCUUCUCUCAAUCCUAGAAUGUCAUCGUCGGAGUUUUUCGCCGGAGGCAGUGGCUUCUCUGGCAGAUCCACCAUGAACAACCCCAACGCGGCUCCUUCCUCUGCCACCUCCAACCUCCACCCUCUCUACCGAACCCAGCAGAACCUCCCUGCAAUGUUUCUAGAUCCUUCCUCGCAGAUCGCACAACACCAAACACCAACCUUCUUAGGUAGCAAACGCUCCCACACCGAAUUCCAAACCUACAACCAAACCAACAACAACCACAACCACAACCACAACCACGUUCUCUCGAACUUCCUGCUUCGUUCUGUUAAGCCCCGAACCUCUUUCUCCCAUAGCUCCCCUCUCUCACCCAUGGAUUUUCCUAUUCCCGAAUUACAACAUCAAAGCCAAAACCAAAAUCCUUCAGUUUACCACCACCAAACGCCGCGUUUUGGUGUUCCCUUACUCCACCAGCUCCGCCCUCAGCCCAUUAACCUCCCCAACAACGGGCCCGGACACAUGAAUGGCCCAAAUUUGGGUUACCGAAACUCGAAUUUAGGUUUACCGCAGAACCGGGUUAACCUUUCUGUUCCUGGACCGGUUCACCGGAGUGAGCCGGAGAAGAUCAUGGACCACCGGCUUCAGGAAUUGGAGAAGCAGCUUCUGGAAGACAACGAUGAAGAAGGAGAAGCCGAUGCUGCCUCCGUGAUAACCACCAGCGAGUGGUCGGAGACUUAUCAGAAUUUAAUCAGUCCCGGUCCCGGUCCGGUUCAGAAACCGGUUCCCACGACGACGUCGCCGACUUCUUCCACCACGUCGUCUACAUCAUCGUCUACUUCUGUUGCUUCGCCUGCCUCGGGAUGCUCCAAACAGACGCUAAUGGACGCCGCAUAUGCAAUUGUUGAAGGAAAACACGAUGUGGCUAUGGAGAUCCUGAACCGUUUCAAUGGUUCUCUGAACCGUUCUGAUAGGUUGACCGAUUGCAUGGUUUCAGCCUUGAAAUCAAGGAUGAAUCCGGUGGAAUAUCCUCCACCGGUGGCUGACCUUUUCGCCAGAGAACACACCGAGUCGACUCAGCUGCUUCUGGAAAACUCGGUUUGCUUCAAGGUAGGGUUCAUGGCUGCGAAUCUCGCGAUCCUCGAAGCCGCAUUUGAGGAGAAAACAGACAACAGGUUCUGCGUGGUGGAUUUCGAGAUUGGACAGGGAAUGCAAUACAUGCAUCUCCUCAGCGCGGUUCCUGCCGGCGCCACGGUGAAGAUCGUGGCGGUGGCGGAGAAAGGCGGCGAGGAGAGAGUCCUCGCGGUGGGGGAGAUGCUGAGCCGGCAUGCGGAGCGGCUGAGGAUUGGAUUCGAGUUUAAACUCAUCGCAACUCAGAAACUCGCCGAGUUGACUCGCGAGUCCUUGGGAUGUGACGCGGACGAGGUUCUCGCGGUGAACUUGGCGUACAAGCUGAACAGGAUUCCCGACGAAAGCGUCUCCACUGAGAAUCCUCGUGACGAGCUUCUUCGGCGCGUGAAGCGACUCGCCCCGCGCGUGGUGACUGUGGUGGAGCAGGAAAUGAACGCUAACACAGCGCCGUUUUUGGUGCGCGUGGCGGAAACGCUUUCUUACUACGGCGCGUUGUUGGAAUCCAUUGACAACAACCCUGACAGAGUCAAGGUCGAGGAAGGACUGAGUCGUAAACUGUGUAACUCGGUGGCGUGUGAGGGAAGGGACCGGGUGGAGCGUUGCGAGGUUUUCGGGAAAUGGCGCGCGCGUAUGAGCAUGGCGGGGUUUCAGCUGAAGCCACUGAGUCAAACCAUUGCCGAGUCAAUUAAAUUGCAACUCGCUUCGGGUAACACCCGUGUCAACUCGGCACUCACCGUGAAGGAAGAGAAUGGUGGGAUUUGCUUUGGUUGGAUGGGAAGAACACUCACAGUCGCAUCAGCGUGGCGUUAACUUGUCUCACUUUUUUUUUUUUUUUGUUUUUUUU
Messenger RNA from Cajanus cajan (pigeon pea), 2096 nucleotides. Its product is annotated as scarecrow-like protein 8. The record is from RefSeq and is a predicted model, not a curated record. NCBI's taxonomy places the organism in Eukaryota, Viridiplantae, Streptophyta, Magnoliopsida, Fabales, Fabaceae.